Pseudoliparis swirei is the source of this 1394-nucleotide messenger RNA. RefSeq names its product KxDL motif containing 1 (gene kxd1). The transcript is spliced from 6 exons. Gene Ontology annotation, cellular component: BORC complex. The coding region runs from base 136 to 690 and encodes 184 amino acids. Gene Ontology annotation, biological process: lysosome localization. The record is from RefSeq and is a predicted model, not a curated record. NCBI's taxonomy places the organism in Eukaryota, Metazoa, Chordata, Actinopteri, Perciformes, Liparidae.
UUUUGUUACACAGCUAGCUGUCGGAUGCCCCUUUAGGCUGCACGUUUCCAUUUAAAUCGUCUCUCCAAUCACCCAGAGGUCGACGCAUAUAACUCCUGUGGGCGCGGAGGUCUGUUUUUGGUCUUGAUCUCCAUCAUGGUGGAGCCCACUGCGUCCGGCGUGUUCUGUAACCGGAUGCUGAGCAUGGUCAACUCCGAGGAUGUGAACGCCAUCAUCCAGGCUCAGAGACACAUGCUUGACCGCUUUGAGAAAACAAAUGAAAUGUUGAUCAACUUCAACGGGCUGUCUAACGUACGACUGCAACAGAUGAACGAGCGCUUCCUCCUCCACACUCGCACUCUUGUGGAGAUGAAGAAAGAUCUAGACAGCGUCUUCAGGAGGAUCAGGACACUAAAAGGGAAGAUUGCUAAGCAGUACCCAGAAGCUUUCAUCAAUAUCCAUGAGUCACCCAUCCGGGAAGACGACGAUGAUGAGUUUGACCCAGUUCCCCCCAGUGCUGCCACAACCAUUACAACAGCAACCUCGGAGCAGAGCACAGAGUCUUGUGACACAAGUCCAGAUGUUAUCUCACCCACUGUAAGCCGAUGCUCUGAAGAGCUCUCUCAAGAGCUGCCUGACACACCCACCUCCGAUGUCCUAGAGACAGGCAUCCUAUUGGACGAGGGUCCGGACUCUGUACCUGCAGAAUAGACCAUCAAUUCAUCUGCUGAGAAGAGCGUCAAAACCUUGAUGUCAGAUGGAGCUGUGAACUGUCGAUGAGGACGCUGGAUUUUGGUUGACAUGCUUUUUUGUCAUUUGCCUGCAGAGCACUAACAUAAUGCACAUACAACUUGAAGUUGUAUAGUGUCUCACUAUAAAUGUAUAUCUUAAGUACUGACAGUGAUACUGAGCUAAAGCCCUCACUCAUCAAACGCUUUUAAGCAUAUAUCAUUGUUUUUGGUUUAUACUGUUGCAUUGUUUAUCUACGGGCCUCUGUUAAAUGCAUUCAUGACUGUUUUCAGCAUUUAAUCUGAUACUUCACUGAUCCUUGCUGAGAAAUUCUCUUUGUUUUCCACCUCCAUCGCAAAGGAAGCCAAGGGUUUAAUCGUUUAGUCGUCAGUGAUUCAGCAAACUAUUGAAGGACACAUGAGCAGAGUAGAGGCUCUUUAAUACAGCAGAUGGAAACUGGGUUGUGAGUACCCAAUCACUCCUCACACUCCAUUGAAGAUGCAGUUUGGGUGUAAAAGGGAAAGUCCAGCUUUACAUACAUGUACUAAUAGUGUUUAUUUGUCAUAUUUGUAAAUCUCAGUUUUUAUUUGUGUAUUUAAAAAAGAAUCUCUUUGUAAAGCAGAGAGAUAGAGUAUAGUGAUUAAAGUUGAUGUUCCAUAAUAUUAAAAAUGUAAUAAGAAUACUUG